This is a messenger RNA of Hibiscus syriacus, 503 nucleotides long. Its product is annotated as transmembrane protein 258-like. Gene Ontology annotation, cellular component: membrane-bounded organelle. Gene Ontology annotation, biological process: protein N-linked glycosylation. Bases 133 to 366 code for a protein of 77 amino acids. Lineage: Eukaryota; Viridiplantae; Streptophyta; Magnoliopsida; Malvales; Malvaceae. The transcript has 4 exons. The record is from RefSeq and is a predicted model, not a curated record.
UUUCAUACGCUAGGGUGUAGUGAAUCCUAAGUUCCAAAACAAACGAAGGCUUGCGAUUUGGAAGUUCAGUCUCAUAAAACUCAAACACCUCUUUUAGCUGCUCUAGUCGCGCGUUUCACCACUCAAAGAUCGAUGGCUUCUGCAAAAGCAAUAACAAGUCCAGUUCCAGAUGCGUGGUACCCAACCCUAGCCGUCUUGAUGCUCACUGUUGGCCUUGUCCUCACCGCUUCCUUCUUCAUUUAUGAAGCAACUUCUUCUAAGCGAAACCGCAGUCUUGCCAAGGAGCUCACCACUGGGGGAGUGGCAUCCGUCUUCCUGGGUUUCGGAUCAUUGUUUCUGCUACUCUCGGCUGGUGUUUAUGUCUGAUUAUUGUAUUACUCGACCAUUAUAAAACAAUUUCCCGAGCGGAAUUAUGUCAUGUUAUGGAUCAUGGAUUUGACAUUGUCAUUUACAGACAUUAAUUAUCAGAUUAGGAUAGCUUCUUUGAUAACAUUUUGAUAUCA